AUGGCCAGCAGCAACCCCCCAGUGGACGCGACCAAGGCCCCGCUCGACAUGCCGAAGGCGGCGGCCGACGCAGACAUCGAGCUGAACACGCUGAACCGUACACCGACGGCCUCAACCGCCAGGCUGAACAACCCCGGUGGAGCUGGCGCUGGCGCUGGCGAUACCGCACCCGAGACCACCGACCCGCACGAGGCGUCGCGCGCGCUCGACGCCUCAGCGCCAGAUGGCGGGCUGCACGCGUGGGCCAUGGUCGGCUGCUGCUCGAUGCUCGGGUUCUGGUUCGUCGGUGUGACCUACAGCUGGGGCGUGUUGCAGACGACGUUGGUGGAGCGGCACCUCGCGCCGGCGUCGACGCUGGCGUUUGUCGGCUCCAUCGCCGUCUCAAUGCUCAGCUUCAUGGCCAUCCUCAACUCGCGUAUCCUCACGUCGCUGGGCGCGCGCAAGAUGGCCAUCAUCGGCACGUUCUUCAUGUCCUUCUCGCAGAUCUUUGCGAGCUUCACGACACGGAACGUCGGAGGCCUGUUCGUCACCGCCGGCGUGAUGAUGGGGCUCGGCGUGGGCUUCUGCUUCAUGGUGAUCAGCAUCACGCCCGCGCAGUACUUUACCACCAAGCGCGGGACGGCCGUGGGGAUCGUGUACGCGGCCGGUGGGCUCGGCGGCGCGGUCAUCUCGCUCGCGCUCGAGGCAGGCGUCCGCAACAUCGGCCUCGAGUGGACGUUCCGCCUUGUGGGCCUGCUCAUCCUCGUUACCUGCCUCCCGGCGGCAUGGUAUGUCAAGGAGCGUACCACGGUCGUGCGCAAGGAGUUUGUGGACUGGUCCCUUUUCCGCAACCUCGACUUCCUCGUACUCUUCGCCUCUGGCGCACUCGCCACCUUCCCGCUCUUCGUGCCCCCCUUCUUCCUUCCGCUGUACGCCCAGUCGAUGCACCUGAGCGGUACCACUGGCGCGGCCUUGGUAUGCGUGUUCAACUUCUCGUCUGCCAUCGGGCGCAUCCUCACAGGCUUCCUGUCUGACCGGCUGCUCGGACCGCUCAACACGCUCUUCGCCGUGCUCUUCGUCACCUGCCUCUCACUGCUGGUCCUAUGGCCUAGCUCAGUGUCCCUCGCCCCACUUAUCAUCUUUGUGCUCGUCAACGGCGCAAGCAGCGGCGGCUUCUUCGCCAUCAUGCCCACCGUCGUCAACAACGUCAUGGGCUCGCAGCGCAUGACUGUUGCCUUCGGCAUGAUCGUCACGGGCUGGGGCGGAGGGUACCUCAUGGGUGCGCCAAUUGCCGGAUACUUGCUCGCUGCGUAUGGCGGCGAAGCGCGAGGCAUUGCGGCGUACCGCCCAGCCGUGUUCUGGGCUGGAGGGAUGGCUGCGGGUGCCGCGCUCCUCGUCGCCUUCCUGCGCUGGCGUAAGAGUCCUCACUUGAUGAUCAACAUGUAG
Molecule: messenger RNA, 1425 nt
Organism: Vanrija pseudolonga
Lineage: Eukaryota; Fungi; Basidiomycota; Tremellomycetes; Trichosporonales; Trichosporonaceae
Product: Aspyridones efflux protein apdF
Exons: 2
Coding region: 1-1425 (474 amino acids)
Biological process (GO): transmembrane transport
Cellular component (GO): membrane
Molecular function (GO): transmembrane transporter activity
Source: RefSeq, a predicted model, not a curated record